GGGGCGGUGGAUGGUCUGUCUUUCUGAGAGCGAGGCGCCUGACGCCGGUAGAGGUUGUGGGAGGAAAGAGCGACGAACCGGGUGGAAGCCCUAAAAACGAACUGACGUUAUACUCUUUAGAUUGCUCUGUUUCCUACACGGCUGUCUGGAGUAAUUAAAGGUUUCCUCCCCUCCGCGUCUCGUGAUCUGUGUGUGUGUGUGUGUGUAGCACACAGCAGCGAUCCGUCAUGGGGGACAUGAGUGAUCUGGACAGACAGAUCGAUCAGCUCAGGAGGUGUGAGCUCAUCAAGGAGAACGAGGUCAAAGCCCUGUGUGCCAAAGCCAGAGAGAUUCUUGUAGAGGAGAGUAACGUACAGAGGGUGGACUCUCCGGUCACAGUGUGUGGUGACAUCCAUGGGCAGUUUUAUGACUUGAAGGAGUUGUUUAGGGUGGGAGGCGAUGUUCCAGAAACAAACUACCUCUUCAUGGGAGAUUUUGUUGACCGAGGCUUUUACAGCGUCGAGACCUUUCUGUUACUUCUUGCCCUGAAGGUGCGUUAUCCAGACAGAAUCACGCUGAUCCGGGGAAAUCACGAGUCCAGGCAGAUCACGCAGGUGUAUGGCUUCUACGACGAGUGUUUGAGGAAGUACGGCUCGGUCACGGUGUGGCGGUACUGCACAGAGAUCUUCGAUUAUCUGUCCCUCUCUGCCAUCAUCGACGGCAAAAUCUUCUGUGUUCACGGCGGCCUGUCGCCCUCCAUCCAGACUCUGGACCAGAUCCGCACCAUCGACAGGAAGCAGGAAGUGCCUCACGACGGGCCCAUGUGCGACCUCCUGUGGUCGGAUCCUGAAGACACUACUGGAUGGGGCGUGAGCCCGCGGGGAGCCGGAUAUCUGUUCGGAAGUGACGUCGUGGCCCAGUUCAACGCCGCUAAUGACAUCGACAUGAUCUGCAGAGCGCAUCAGCUCGUUAUGGAGGGGUACAAGUGGCACUUCAACGAGACGGUUCUCACGGUGUGGUCCGCUCCCAACUACUGCUACAGGUGUGGUAAUGUGGCGGCGAUCUUGGAGCUAGACGAGCACCUGCAGAAAGAGUUCAUCAUAUUCGAAGCUGCUCCACAAGAAACGAGAGGCAUUCCCUCCAAAAAGCCAGUCGCUGACUACUUCCUGUGAGCGAGUCCGGAUCCAGCGCUCUCAGCAGGAAGUGCUGCCCUGUGUGUUCUUGUAUUUCUGUUUGUUUCCCUCUUAAUUGUGCUUUUUUUUACUUUCUCUGUAAUAUUCCUUUUUUUAUUUCUAUUUUCCAUCGACUUUCACAUUCUCUCUGCUGUCAAGACACACAGUGGCAUGAUAUCGUCCUCCACGGCUGUGCCAUGUCUGGCUCUCAGACUCACGGUACGCUGUAGAUGUAGACGUUUAUAAUGUACGUGAACAGCAGCAGGGCUUUCACGGUGUAUUUCUGCAGUUCCUCAGAAAGAUGCAUUUUAAGCGGCAGGUUGUUGGACAUUUUAUUUUAUUUUUCUUGCUUUGCAUUCUCUUCUCAUGUAAAUGGUAAAUGCGUGAGAGAAUGGAUAUGCUUCGAUUAUAGUUUACGGUCAUCUGUUUUCUCCGGAGUCAUGGUUGGAGAGUUGUGUGCAGGAACACGGACACGAGGACUCGACUGUUCUCUCUACAGGACUUAUUGUUGAUUUUUAUUUUUAAUUUGUGAAAAUAAAAUGUACUUUUGUAUGAAUUUAA
Molecule: messenger RNA, 1712 nt
Organism: Sinocyclocheilus anshuiensis
Lineage: Eukaryota; Metazoa; Chordata; Actinopteri; Cypriniformes; Cyprinidae
Product: serine/threonine-protein phosphatase 4 catalytic subunit B
Exons: 9
Coding region: 228-1151 (307 amino acids)
Molecular function (GO): protein serine/threonine phosphatase activity
Source: RefSeq, a predicted model, not a curated record